Messenger RNA from Microthlaspi erraticum, 942 nucleotides. The record is from the annotation of a GenBank genome assembly. Lineage: Eukaryota; Viridiplantae; Streptophyta; Magnoliopsida; Brassicales; Brassicaceae.
AUGGCGAUAGUCUCUGACCGUGCCGCUGCCAUAGCUAGAGCCAUUGGAAUCGUUAUGCCCUGGGCAUCAAGAGGAAUAUGCUACUAUCACCUCCAAGGUAAUAUAGUAAAGGACUUCCACGCAAAGGAGAUAAUGUAUAUGGUUAAAGGUGCAGCCUACGCCCAUACGGUGCCUGAAUACGACCGUUACAUGGACCUCAUAAGAGCUGCGAACCCUGCCCUAGCUACUUACUUAGAGACCUCAGAUCCGAAGUUAUGGUCGAGAGUUCAUUUUGAAGGUGAUAGAUACAAUAUAAAGACGAGCAACAUCGCAGAAUCUAUUAACUCGGCUGUCAAGAAAGCAAAAGGAUUACCUAUUCCUCGUCUUUUGGAGUUUAUUAGGGAGAAGCUCGGGAGAUGGUUUAGCAAGAGGCGGGAGGAUGCACUGAGUCUCACAACCAGACACAGCAGAGGUGUUGAGUACAUAUUGGCCAUACGGUCUUACUAUGCGGGAAGUAUGAUCGUAGAUCGCAUAGACGCUUGGCGCUUUCAUGUUAAAGGCGGGAGACGAGAUUGUAAUGUCGACUUGGAGAAUCGAACAUGCUCGUGCGGUGUGUAUAACGUUGAAAAAAUCCCUUGCUCUCAUGUUAUUGCAGCUGCAGCCGAAGCUAACGUCGACAUGUCCUAUUACGUAUGCGCCACUCAUUCGACGCCUUCCUUGUUCUCAACAUAUGCACAUCCGAUUUACCCCAAAGAGGGAACUGACUCCCACGUGAAGCCUGUUCGCUGUUUGCCUCCAGGGGAGAGUGUCCCUUCUGGAAGGCCGAAGAAGUCGAGGUGGCAAACUUGGCUAGAGAUGUCUAGGAAGAAAAACACAAAACCGAGGAAAACGCAUAAGAAGUACAGCUGCUCUAAGUGCAAGGAACCUGGUCAUACUCGCCCCAAUUGUGUCGCUGAAGACUGA